This is a messenger RNA of Glycine soja, 2037 nucleotides long. Its product is annotated as transcription factor bHLH130-like. Gene Ontology annotation, cellular component: nucleus. The record is from RefSeq and is a predicted model, not a curated record. Gene Ontology annotation, biological process: regulation of transcription by RNA polymerase II. Lineage: Eukaryota; Viridiplantae; Streptophyta; Magnoliopsida; Fabales; Fabaceae. Gene Ontology annotation, molecular function: RNA polymerase II cis-regulatory region sequence-specific DNA binding; protein dimerization activity; DNA-binding transcription factor activity, RNA polymerase II-specific. The transcript is spliced from 6 exons. The coding region runs from base 408 to 1559 and encodes 383 amino acids.
AUUUCUCUUUAACUAUUAUUACCUUCCUCAGUUGAGUUCCUUGGUUUGAGUUGAGUUUCUUCUCUCUUUCUCCUUCCUCGUCCACCUCUCUACACUCACGAGAUCUUGCUCUUUUUUGUCAAAAAGCAGCAAAAUAAUCAAAUUUCUGAAACUGCCCAAACUCAUCUCUUUCUGCUUGUCCUUUUCCCUGUUUGGGGUGUUUAUCUGUUACGCUUCUGCACAACACCUUUCCCUUUAUAAUCCCUCCUUGAAUUUUGUGCAACCAAGGUUUCCUUUUCCUUCCCGUUUGGGUUCCUUCUCAGUUCUCACGUGAUCCUUUUCAUUUUUUUCAUCUCCCAUAAUGAUUCUCUAGCAUCUCAUAUCACCUUGUUGACUUUGUUCUCUUUCAAGUAACAAAUUAAUUGAUUAUGGAUUCGAAUUCGCGCUACCAAGUUCAGCAGCAACACCAACACAAUUCUGGGUUACUUCGAUUUCGUUCUGCCCCUCCCGCAAAUCUCAAACAACAAGGCGAAGCUGCCAAUAAUAAUGGGAGCGCGUGGGAGGGUUCUGAACCGCUUUUGAGAUUCUUGAAUUCCGGGGACACCCAUGAUACGACGUCGUCGCCUACCUUACGAGAAUUCGUGGAUAAUAAGGUUUCUAAUAAUAGUAAACCUGCGAAGGAGUCAUCAUCACCUCUGAGUCGCAUGAAUUCCCAACAGGGUUAUAGUACUUCUAUGUUACCCUCUCGGAGUACUGUAACUUCAGCUAUGAUGUUGGGUUCUAUGGGAAAGAAUCAGAGUGCCAAAAGCUUUGAUUCCAAUCUUCUCAGGCAAAGUAGCUUCCCUGCUGGCCAUUUCUCUAACAACAUCUCCUUUCAGAACGGGUAUGAUACUAUGAAAGGUGUUGGAAACUAUAGUGGGGUCAAUGGCAAUGAUGGUGAACUUAGUCUAUCUAUGAACAGAAUGAAGAAUCAAAUAAGCUUCUCAUCAAUAAGUCCUUCUUCUUCCUUGGGAGUGCUAUCACCAACUUCCAAAAUAGGCACGGAGGGUAUUAGGGUAACUAGCACUGAGGAUGGGAGGCAGGGAGGGAGCAAUGGUGAUGCUCGAUAUUUUGGCCCUGGAUUCUCCUAUGCUUCUUGGAAUGAGCCUUCACACCACAAAAGACAGCGAAGUAGUAAUGAUGAGUUACUUUCUGAUUCUCAGGAUGGAGAACUAGGAAAUCAAGUUCAAACACUUUCGCAUCAUUUGAGUUUGCCAAGAACGUCGUCGGAUAUGUUUGCUAUGGAUAGUUUGCUUCAGUUUUCAGAUUCUGUUCCUUGUAAAAUCAGAGCUAAGAGAGGCUUUGCUACACAUCCUCGAAGCAUUGCCGAAAGGGUGAGAAGAAGUCGGAUCAGUGAACGAAUAAGAAAAUUGCAAGAGCUUGUUCCAAACAUGGACAAGCAAACUAGCACAGCAGAGAUGUUGGACUUGGCUGUAGACUACAUAAAAGAUCUUCAGAAAGAAUUCAAGACUCUGAACGAUAAACGGGCUAAAUGCAAAUGUAUAAACAUGCAGAAGUCAGAAGCAGAUCAAGUUGCUUGAGUUUCUUUUGUACAGGUAAUAAAAAGGAACUACGCCAAACAUGAAUAGGACCCGGGUUUUAUAUUUUGACGUGCUGAAAAAUCAAUAGAACAAAGUUAAUAUGCAGAAUGCCAGCUUUUAACUCUUCAUGCCACAUUGUGUAUUUUGAGUUAACGGGAGUUCCAGCCACACAGACAAUAAAUCAUAAUUUUGUAUACAAAAAUUCUAAUGAAUUAAUUUUAGCUUAUUUUUCCCCGUGCUCCUAAACUUAUCAAAGACUUCCCAGAGUUUGGAUUAGGAGGAAAAUUUGUGGUUUCUUUCUUUUUAUUAUUACAAAACAAUUUAGAUGAGUUGGAUUUCAGGAACUCACCAAGCUAAACAGCUUUUAAGACUCAAAGAAUGAGAUAUGAAUUUGUUUUUUUAUCAAUUAGAUCAAUAUUUAUUAGUUUGUGGUUUCUUAUUGAAUUGAUGCAUUAUAAAUGAAAUCCGACAUUGAGUA